UCGGGCGCCGUCAUUGGACUUGUCUCGAGUGGCGACCCCGUCUCGUCGCUCACCACCCGCACUGGCCAGGCCGCGCUGGCCUCAUGCACCUACAUGCUGCCACCACCACGCCAAGAUUCUUCAACGUACAUUUCAUUUUCCAAUCGGCGAUCAAGUACUACUACUGCUGUCAUGAGCUUCCCGACGCUGAUCCUGCACACCAACAAGGCUGGCGUGCGCACACCGCGCCAUUGCAGCUUUCCGCAGUGCGCCAAGGUGGCCAAGGCCCGCGGCUUUUGCAUUGCGCACGGUGGCGGCAAGCAGUGCUCGGUCGAGAAUUGCUCCACGAGCGCCGUGAGCCGCGGCCUUUGUGUCGCCCAUGGCGGCGGCAAACGCUGCGCGUCCGAAGGCUGCGAUAAGAGCGCGCAGACGGGUGGCCACUGCUGGAUCCACGGCGGCGGCAAAAAGUGCAACAUCGACGGUUGCGUCAAGCGGGCGCAGAGUGGCGGCUGCUGUAUCGCCCACGGCGGUGGCAAGCGCUGCAGCGUCCUCGGGUGCCACAAGGUCGUCCAGUACUCGGGUCUUUGCGUUGGCCACGGCGGGUACCGCCAGUGCACCUCCGGUGCGUGCCAUCGGCGGUCUCUCGCCAACGGUCGGUGCCGGCGCCAUCGCGGCGCCAACUACUGCCAGCUUUGCAGUUGCAAGCUCAAGUCGGGUGAUGGCCUUUUGUGCGAGGCUCAUGCAACGUUGUCGCCGAUUCAGGCUACGUCGCCGACAUCUUCGUCCUCAUCGGAGCCGCUUUCACCAAUGCUGCAGUCGCCGACAUCCGUGAGCAUGCUCCAGUCACUUCUCGGACGGACGUGCCUCGUCUCGGGCUGCCAUCGCUUUGCCAAGAUCCAAGAUCAGUGCCUCCAGCACGCGACGAACGAGUAGUUCCGCCUCUAGAUAACAUUAUAUUAACUAUCGACAGCUAUCUAUCUUGUAC
Molecule: messenger RNA, 964 nt
Organism: Saprolegnia diclina VS20
Lineage: Eukaryota; Oomycota; Saprolegniomycetes; Saprolegniales; Saprolegniaceae
Exons: 1
Coding region: 94-912 (272 amino acids)
Source: RefSeq, a predicted model, not a curated record